AUGGCUGCAGCCUGGCAGCUUCAGGGGCUUCAGCUCAUGGGGCUAGGGGCAGCCCUGGCCCUCCUGUGCCUCUCUGCCUGGGUGGAAGCAGCCCCUGAGUUUUCGGGCUACCUGCGCAAGGUGCUGAAGAACCAUACUAUCCAUACCUGUGAUGGGGAGCAGCUGAUCAUCAUGUGCCCUCACAAGACCACUGUCAGCAUCCUUGGUGCAUUCUAUGGGCGCCGUGUGCCCAGCCUGCACCUCUGCCCCAACCCUGGCAAUGUCUCUGAGGAGAGCACCGAAUGCAUGUCUGCCACAGCCCGCCAGAAACUGCUGGAUGAGUGCCAGGACCAGCGAUGGUGCCAGUUCUCAGUCCACAGCCAAGUCUUUGGGCCAGACCCGUGUCCUGGGACACACAAGUACCUUAUUGCUUCUUACAAGUGCCGGCCAGCUAACCAUCGCAUCAAGACUGUAUGUGAGAAUGACAAGCUGAGGCUACACUGCCGGCCAAAGUCCAUCUUGGCCAUUUAUUCUGCAAGCUAUGGACGAUUCCUGCGGGGCAAGCCAGAGUGUGAUGCCCUGAACACUGAGCAACCUCAUAUAGAGUGUUUGGCUCCCGACGCCUUGAGGAGGGUUUCCAAGAAGUGCCAUCGGAAGGAGAACUGCACUGUGACUGCUGACAGAGCCACCUUUGGGGACCCAUGCUUCCCUGGAAUGAAGAAGCAGCUGCGGGUCUCCUACACGUGUGUGCCCAGGCAGCUGCUGGAGGAGGUGGGCCCUGACACCUCGGACCCCUUCCUGCUCUCGGACUACACACACGGUGGCUGGUACAAAGGGCCCAGGUUCUCCAGGCUCCGGGAAGACCUGAUGAUUUUUACUAGCUCUCUGGAAGCUUUUGCCCACAUUUGGGGCAUCCCGGAAAAAGUUGGCCUCUAUUUUCUUUGUGGGGUCUCAGGAGGCCUCAUGCUCCUGCUCUGCAUUAUCAGCCCCAAGAUGGCCUUCAUCCAGGACGUGAGGGAGGCUUUCAAAGACCCAGAGCUGGGGAGAAACUCAGAGCUGAGUGGGACCAAACUGCAGGAUGAACAGGAUGAAGACAUUCCUGAUGACAGCUCCUCAGACUCCUCCUUCCGCCGCCUCACCCGCACCUACCGGGCAACAGACAACAUCUUCAGCCCUGAGCUGACUGCAGCAAUGGAGGGGGUGGCAGAGCACCAAGGCCAUGAUGGGGAGGAGAUCUGGAUGCCCAAGGAGUCUAGCCCGUAUGCCAUCCACAAGAUCAAAUCAGCCACCAAAUGA
This is a messenger RNA of Rhea pennata, 1275 nucleotides long. RefSeq names its product protein eva-1 homolog C-like. Gene Ontology annotation, molecular function: carbohydrate binding. Bases 1 to 1275 code for a protein of 424 amino acids. NCBI's taxonomy places the organism in Eukaryota, Metazoa, Chordata, Aves, Rheiformes, Rheidae. The record is from RefSeq and is a predicted model, not a curated record. The transcript has 8 exons.